Messenger RNA from Cervus elaphus (red deer), 2744 nucleotides. RefSeq names its product ZFP41 zinc finger protein (gene ZFP41). Gene Ontology annotation, biological process: regulation of transcription by RNA polymerase II. Gene Ontology annotation, molecular function: DNA-binding transcription factor activity, RNA polymerase II-specific; RNA polymerase II cis-regulatory region sequence-specific DNA binding. NCBI's taxonomy places the organism in Eukaryota, Metazoa, Chordata, Mammalia, Artiodactyla, Cervidae. The record is from RefSeq and is a predicted model, not a curated record.
UGGAGGAAGAGGCAGAAUGCUGUGGUAUUACAAAAUAUGAUCACCAACAGUGCCGGUGUCGUCCAAGACAUGUUCCUAACCAGUGGACUACGGCAGAGGUGAUGGGAGGUUAGGUCUCCUCCUUACUAGUCUCCUAGUAAGGAGACUUCACCCCAGCAGACUGGGCUUUCACCCCAGCAGGCUUUCCACUGGCCCUGAAGGAGCACAGAGCGGGCCACGUGGCAGGGAACUGUGGGUGAUCUGAAAGACCUAAGGUCAGCCGUCCGACAGCACAGAAGAAGCUGGCCCUCAGUCACAGCCACCAAGAAAGGAAGCCUGCCAAGAUCCACACGAGUGUGGAAGCAGAUCCUCGCCGCAUGCCGAGAACUUUGACUGCGGCCUUCGGAGACUGCGCAGAGGACCAGCUAAGCCGCGCCUGGACUCCUGUCCCACCGUGAUAUAACAACCGGUGGAUAGGAAAAGUGAUAUAACCGUGAUAGAGGAACCCGUGGUACAACAAAGGAACCCUGAUAUCACAAACAGCCCCAGAAGGGUUGCUGGCACUCUUCUGUUCCAGAACUUCAGUUCCAAGCUUGGAAAAAUAAAGUCCUUUCUGAAGAAGUAAAUUUACAAGGGAAUUUGUAGGCGGGAGGAUUUUGCCCUUGACCAUUCUUGACCCUUGCCAGCUUCCAGGGGGCCUUCCUCUACCCUGAAAACAAGGAUGGAAAAGCCCACAGGCAAAAAAAAUAAGACCCAGACUCCAGAGGCAGAAGUGCAUGUGCAGAAGGACACUGCCAAGGAAGAGAAGGCAUCUGGGAAAGAACAGCCAAACCAGAGCCCCGCUUUGGCCCAAAAGCACAGGAAGGAAGCCCACCUCAGUCCUGAGAAUGAGGAGCACAUGUGUGAGGCCUUUGAUGCUUCAUUUAAAGAUGACUUUGAGGGAGUCCUGUUCACUCGCUUCCAGAGGAAGAAGCCCUAUGAACGCAGCGAAUGUGGGCGCAUCUUUAAGCACAAGACGGAUCACGUUCGUCACAGAGUCCACACUGGAGAGAAGCCCUUCCAAUGUGCCCAGUGCAGGAAGACUUUCAGGCACAGCUCUGACAUGACCAAGCCCCGAAGGAGUCACACCGGAGAAAAGCCCUGUAAAUGUAGUGAGUGCGGCAAAGCCUUUAACUGCAGUUCCAAUCUCCUGAAGCAGAAAACCCACACUGGAGAGAAGCCACAUGGAUGUAAGGAGUGUGGGAAGACCUUUACCUACAGCUCAUGUCUCAUUCGCCAUCGGAAACAUCACCCACGGAAGAAGCGCUGAGCGUGGGAAGCCACCCGCCAGACUGGGGGCUUUGUGCCCACACGAAUGUCCUGGUAGGCCUGCCUGGGGGUCCUCUCCCCUGGAGUCUGAGUGGGCUGGAGGGGGUCCUGCCCUCACCAGGAGACCCACCUGAACCAGGUCAGCAAACGCCCAAACCAUACAGAGAAUCUCCAGAUUGAGACACAAUAAUAAGCAUGCAAACUGCUGUCCACAGGGCAGGCUUGGGACCCGAGCACAGCCCAGCACCUCCCACUGCUGCCUCGCCGGUGGCACCCGUGCUGGCCUCAGCCCUCCCACCGGCUCCUUUGAAGACUGGUCUGCAGACCCUUUGCCCACUGUGUCCCGAGUCCAUCUCCGUGCAGCCUGGCAGGAGGCCUGUGUCCCUGGGCUAGACAGCAGUGCUUCCGCAGUGAGCACCGGGGACCCCACUGUCCCCCCUACCUCGGCUGGCUGUGCCGGCAGUGAGCUGCUUCGUCCUGUGCCUUCCCUCCUCUGCUGGAGCAGCAUUCCUUGAACUUGGCUCCCAUCCCCAGGAACUGGACUCCCUGUGUGUCCUCCCGGCUCAACCACCAUCCCAGCUGAGCAGCUUGGCUUACCAGGUGGACCACUCAGGACACUAAAUGCUGCCACCAUGGGCACUUCCUGCCCUGGCCACGUCGGCUCCAGGAUCUUGAUGGCAGCCUGGAUCCAGCUUUUGCCUGCAUUGCAGCUUUUCAGACACAAGACAGAAGGCCAGCUCUCCGUUCAGGGCCAAUGAUGGGUUGCCAGAAAUGGACUGACGGAUGGAGAUCUUGCUGGCAGAUACUUUCCUCUGGGUUGUGGCCCAAAAGUGCUCCAGCAGCUUAUAGACAGCAGGUGAGUUUUAAUCUCACUAGUUUGUUAGAAGAGAAGAAACGCUCUAAUCUGAUGUCUUUGAUUUCCAGAGAGGAAGCGGGUGCAAAGAGCAUACUCUCUUGAGCCGGGGUCACCGACUCACCCUCAUGCCUUGGAGAUGUGGGGCCUCGGCCGGUUCUCACCUCCUUGUGCCUCCAGUUCCCCAGACAUCGGAACAUUGACGGUGCUCAGCCUGGUCACUGCCUGUGUGUGACCUCAGUGCCACGCUGACCCCCAGUUUAGCCUCUGUCAGCUCUGGUCACGUGUUAGUGUCCCUAGUGGGGGGACAUUGGCCCAGAGGCAUGAGAGGUGGCCGUGCAAGCAGACAGCCUUCAGUGCCUCUCCCAGGAAAACAAGAGAGACAUGAGAAAACAAUCACGCAGCCCGUCUACAAUCAGCCACCGGCUCUUCUGCCGCCUGGUGUUUGGUACAAACUCAUGGUCUCGUUUCUCAUUUCUUCUGAAUUAACCAUUGCCACACCACACCACCUCCAAGCACUGAACCCCACACCCUUCAGAUAUAAAUCUAUUUUGAUGGUUUUGUUGGCUAUUGCUCUUCAAAUGAAACUCAAGUUCCAGAAAAA